CGCUUUUUUAUCUGGGGUGGGUGAACACCACAACGCACGCAAUGGAGACAGACGUAUACGGAGAGUCGGUAUUUUUGAAUCAAGUCACACAAACGACCGGCAUCCAUCCAUCGCAACCAGAGCAAUUCCACACCUACGGCACGCAGGCCGCGCAGCCAGGCAGACAGACAUGCCACGCCAUGCGUCGAUUCGAUGCAUGGCAUGGCCAUCCGACAAGCAAGGCAACCAGCGCAUUGCAUUGCAACCAACCGCUCUAGUCACUUAGCCAGCACCAAACAGGUCAUCCACCACCACAAAAGCGUGCUUACGUGUCUGUCUAGACUGCAUGAGCCUAUCUAUGCAUCUCGACAAACGCAAUUAACGACAAGAAGGAACGAUCGACCUACGGUCCAUUCAUCAUUUCUUAAAUAUGCACCACACGAAACACCAUUGUACCACUCACUAACCUGGCUGGCCGUGUCCUCGAAAAUUGCCAUCUGUGCGUGCGUGCGUGCGAAUCUGGCUGUCUGUGUCCGUCCGUCUGUCCGUCCGUCCACCCCUGUAUCUAUGUAUGAGUCAGCCUGGCGGCCAGCCGAGUGGCCUGCCGGCGAGGAGGUGGGCGUGUAGGUGGUACACGGACUGGCCGGCGCCGGGACCGUCAUUGAUCACGAUCCUGUAGUCACCCAGAUUCUGCUCGUGAGCUAUCUUCGCUAUCUAAAAGGCGCAUCAGCGACACACACACAUACACAGACAUUCUCACACACGCGCAGGCGCCUCUGUGUUUUCGUCUGUGUGUAGUGUUUGGUGGCACCAGACUGACUGACCGCGCACAUGAGGUGCCCCAGGAGUUCGACGUGCUGCGGCGCCUGCGCCAGCCUCAGCUGUGAGAGGCCGUCUUUGUUCUUGGGUAUGAUGAGGAUGUGUGUGGGUGCCUUGGGGUUGACGUCCUUGAAGGCCAGCACCCUCUCGUCCUCAUACACCUUGUGCGACGGCAUCUCGCCAGACACGAUCUUGUCUGAUGCCACGAUGCAGACAGACACAACACACACGCACACACGCAGACAUACAGAGAGGGAGGGGGCGUGUCCUUGUUUGCAUGUGGUCUGCAUUUUUUCUGAGAUUCAUCGGAUCUUGUUCGUCUGGUGUGGCCGUACCGAAGAUGGUCUUCUCGUUGGGAUCCCCUGCCAUCUUUGCUGCACCUCCACUCGACCACCGAACGCCUCUCAAUCGGUGCAGACCCGAUGACAACCAAACUCCCUGCGUUUGAC
Molecule: messenger RNA, 1247 nt
Organism: Vitrella brassicaformis
Lineage: Eukaryota; Vitrellaceae
Source: the annotation of a GenBank genome assembly